This is a messenger RNA of Tarenaya hassleriana, 2766 nucleotides long. RefSeq names its product protein ENHANCED DISEASE RESISTANCE 2-like. Gene Ontology annotation, molecular function: lipid binding. Bases 284 to 2437 code for a protein of 717 amino acids. NCBI's taxonomy places the organism in Eukaryota, Viridiplantae, Streptophyta, Magnoliopsida, Brassicales, Cleomaceae. The transcript is spliced from 22 exons. The record is from RefSeq and is a predicted model, not a curated record.
AUUUUACUGUUCUGUCAAAAGUUAGAAUUUCGCUUUAUUUUUGGUUGGUGGAUUUUCAAAUCUGUGGGUUCAUAAGUCUCCGGCGACGCCGGCAGAGGUGUCUGAGGAUCCAACUCAGAUUCCGGUGGCCCUCCAACUCCGGCGCUGGAGCGGCCAUGGCUAAUCACGUCGUUUAGGUUGUUGCGCCGAUCUCCCCCGGAAAAAAAAAAUACAGACUUGAUUUCGAUCUAAGAUUCUGAUUUCCUCGUGGGAAUUGUUUCCGAUCGGGGUGUGAGAAGGGACAAUGUCUAAGGUUGUCUACGAGGGAUGGAUGGUAAGGUACGGGAGGAGGAAGAUCGGACGAUCCUACAUCCAUAUGAGGUAUUUCGUGUUGGAACCUCGGCUUUUGGCUUAUUACAAGAAGAAACCGCAGGAUAAUCAGGUUCCUAUCAAGACCAUGGUCAUUGAUGGCAACUGCAGAGUAGAGGAUCGAGGCUUGAAGACUCAUCAUGGACAUAUGGUUUAUGUUCUGUCCGUCUAUAACAAAAAAGAGCACCACCAUAGAAUAACGAUGGCAGCAUUCAACAUCCAGGAAGCACUAAUGUGGAAGGAGAAAAUUGAGUCCGUUAUAGAUCAGCAUCAAGAUUCCCCACUUGCAAAUGGUCAGCAAUAUGUUUCUUUUGAAUAUAAAUCUGGAAUGGGUAGCGCAAGAACUGCUUCAUCGUCAGACCACGAAAGCCAGUUUAGUGCGCUGGAGGAUGCAGAUGAUUCUCGUAAUAAUUUAUUAAGGAGGACAACGAUUGGAAAUGGGCCACCUGAACAAAUUCUUGACUGGACUAAGGAGUUUGAAGCAGAGUUUUCAAACCAGAAUACCAAUAACCAAGCAUUUUCCAGAAAACACUGGCGCCUCCUUCAAUGCCAAAAUGGGCUUCGGAUAUUUGAAGAACUUCUUGAAGUUGAUUACCUUCCAAGAAGCUGCAGCAGAGCAAUGAAGGCUGUCGGUGUAGUGGAGGCCACAUGUGAGGAGAUAUUUGAGCUUGUCAUGAGCAUGGAUGGAACUCGUUAUGAGUGGGACUGCAGCUUUCAGUAUGGGAGCUUAGUGGAAGAGGUGGAUGGUCAUACAGCAGUACUCUACCAUAGACUUCAGCUUGACUGGUUUCCAGUGGCUGUGUGGCCUCGUGAUCUCUGUUAUGUUCGUUAUUGGCGUCGUAAUGAUGAUGGGAGCUACGUGGUAUUGUUUCGUUCUAGGGAGCAUGAGAAUUGUGGUUCACAACCUGGAUAUGUCCGGGCACAUCUUGAGAGUGGAGGAUUUAAUAUUGCCCCACUGAAGCCUCGAAACGGGCGGCCCAGAACACAGGUGCAACAUCUAAUGCAGCUUGAUUUAAAAGGAUGGGGUGUGGGUUAUCUUCCAGCGUUUCAACAGCAUUGUCUUCUGCAAAUGCUGAAUAGUGUUGCUGGAUUACGUGAGUGGUUUGCACAGACAGAUGAUAGAGGUGUUCCUCCCAGAAUUCCUGUCAUGGUUAAUAUGGCAUCGUCUUCCUUGGGUUUGAGCAAAAGUGGAAAGCCUCAGCAUUUGCCUGCCCUUUCUGCUGACCAAGCAAAUGCUGCCAGCAGAAACUCUGUGCUAAUGGAUGAAGACUCUGACGAUGAUGAUGAAUUUCAGAUAGCUGAAUCAGAACAAGAGCCUGAAACAAAUAAGCCUGAGAACGAUGUCAAGAGAACAGAAGAAUCUGCUCACGACAUCGAUCUAUCUUGCUUCUCGGGUAACUUACGACGCGAUGAUCAUGAGAACGCUCGUAACUGCUGGAGAAAUUCAGAUGGUAAUAACUUCAAAGUUCGAGGCAAGAGUUUCUGUAAUGACAAAGGAAAAGUUCCUGCUGGGAAGCAUCUAAUGGAUCUAGUCGCUGUCGAUUGGUUCAAAGAUACUAAGAGAAUGGAUCAUGUGGUCAGACGCAAGGGCUGUGCAGCACAAGUUGCUGCAGAGAAGGGGUUAUUCUCAUUGGUGGUAAAUGUUCAAGUUCCGGGAUCAACACACUACAGUAUGGUAUUUUAUUUUGUGACGAAGGAUCUCGUACCUGGAUCCCUCUUGCAACGAUUUGUUGAUGGCGACGAUGAAUUUCGGAAUAGUCGUCUGAAGCUUAUACCUUUAGUUCCUAAGGGAUCAUGGAUAGUACGGCAAAGCGUGGGAAGCACACCAUGUCUUCUGGGGAAAGCAGUGGAUUGCAACUACAUCCGCGGUCCUACCUACUUAGAAAUCGACGUGGAUAUUGGUUCAUCGACCGUCGCGAAUGGAGUCCUGGGACUCGUCAUUGGAGUAAUCACAUCAUUAGUUGUUGAAAUGGCUUUCCUUGUACAGGCAAAUACACCAGAGGAAUUGCCGGAGCGGCUUAUUGGUGCGGUUAGGGUCUCUCACAUAGAGCUCUCCUCGGCCAUAGUCCCUAAGCUGGAGUCAGACUAAGGUCCUGAACCCUAAACAUUAUUCUCAUUGGAGCUUCUUAUUUGGUGUGCAUUGCCUAUAUGAAAUACGCACUCCCUCAUUCUUCCUCUCAUUGCUUUCUUCUUUACUUGUGUUGCGUUUCAGCACAUACAUCGUUUUAAAGGCCAUCAUAGGAGUAAGAAAGAAAAAGCAAAUAGUUGUUAUCAUUAUUUAUCACAUUAAUUUUUCUUGUCACAUCCUAAUAUUAUGGGAAUGGAAUGUUAUAUUAUUGGGCUGAGAUUGGCCCAUUGUAUAGACCCAAUGGGCUUUUGCGUACCCGAUUGAUGAUUAGUAUUUUAUCGGCUCCAUAA